Messenger RNA from Caenorhabditis bovis, 1836 nucleotides. NCBI's taxonomy places the organism in Eukaryota, Metazoa, Nematoda, Chromadorea, Rhabditida, Rhabditidae. The record is from the annotation of a GenBank genome assembly.
AUGGUAGAUACGAACAAUACCGAAUCUAUAGGCAAAAAAUUAGCACAGGAAGAAGAAUGGUUACAGACAUUUCAAAAGAAUAUUGCGAAAAGCGGGCAAAUUCGAAAAGGAAUUGAGGAAGUCGUCGAAAAAUUCGACCAGAGACUAAGCUCACUAGAGAAAAAUGUUCUCCCCAUGCAUAUUUCCAAUGGAAAAUUACAGAAAAAGCAGCAUAAUAUUCAACGCCUAAUAAAUACCAUUGAUGCAACUUUACAAUUCUACGGAAAAACUAGUACCGUAGAAAAUGCGAUUCGAGAUGGAAGUCCGUUGAAUGAUUUGAAUGCAUAUUUGGAGAAUAUGGAAUGUCUGCAGCAAGCCAUCAUUUUCUUUGAAAACCACCGAAAUUAUGCUAGUCAAACGGAAAAUAUGAAAAUGACCCUUGACACCGGUUUCACGAUUCUGGAGAAAGCUUACAAAUCAAGCUUACAAAAAAAUAGUGCUAAUAUUGAUCCAAUGUUUUUUAUCAAAGCUUUUGAACUGAAAGAAGAUGUUAACCAGCGACUCAAUGACUUUAAAAUUAUCAACGACGAGAAGGAGAUCAUCCGAAUCGGUGUUUGGCUUCUUCAGCAGCAGCGUGUCAAUUUCCUAGUCCAUUAUUCCGACGUGAGAGGCGCUCAACUUCUCAAGACGAUUCAGAAUAUUUCCAAAGAGCAGAAGGCGAUGUUAUUGAAUUCAAGGCAGAAACUGUCGAUGCUUCGAAAGCCGCAAAUCAAAAAUGAGAAGGUCAUUGAAUCAUCAAUGGAUGUUGAAUGCUGUCUCGUAAUGUGCGGAGCACUUCUGGCUCUGUUGGAGCUCGAGGAGAGGUUCAUGGUCAAAGCAAUUCCGGACACCACGAGAAGGGCCCAAGUUUUCCGCGAGCUCGUCUCGAAACCCCUAUCAUAUGCCAUCGCGCAUACCUCAAAAGUCAUCAGCGAAAAGGACAUCGGCAUUCUGCCGCUUCUGCCCCUUCUUCAUCUGCUUUCGCAAAAUUCGACUCGACUUCACAACCUCUCAACGAAUAGUAUGGCCGAUGCGAAUUUCGAUUCUCUCAUGAGACAAUUGCGGCUGAAAUGCGUUGCUUAUAUCAAUGAAACCGUUGAGAAUCUCAAAGAAGACACCAGCAAAUUCGUGCCUUCUGAUGGAAACGUGCACCCGACAACAGCAAAUACUCUCAACUUCCUUUCCAGUCUUACCGUACACCGAGUUACCGUAACCCAAGAGGUUUUGGCGAUAACAGCCCCAUCCGGCUCGAAUACCAAUUUACUGCUUCCAAAACUCUUUGCUCGGGUUCUCUCGGAUCUUGGAAAUAUGUUGAAGAAAAAGGCUUCUUAUUAUGACGAUCCAACUUUGGCCACGAUUUUCCUUCUCAAUAAUUAUAAUUAUAUUGCAAAGACACUUUCUGAUGAAAAGGAUGGCCUAUUGCCGGUUAUAACAGAGCAAAAUGAUAAUAUAUUGUCGUUUUAUCAUUCCGAGAUUGAGACGUGCAUCACGAAGUACAUGCAAAGCUGGAACAGUAUUGCUGGAAUUCUGCACUCUGUUCAUAAAAUUGGAGAAGACAAAGGUGCAGCGAAACAACUUAUGAGUACAUUUGUUCGAGAUUUCGACCAAAUCCUUUCACAGCAAGCGGAUUACUGUAUUUCGGAUGUCGAGAUCGCCGCAAAUGUUCGUAAUAAAGUGAAGCACGUGAUUGCGCCAAAUUACGCCAAAUUGUUGGAUAUUUGCCAAAAUUUGCACGUAUUCCCACAGGGUGUCAAAUACACGGAAAAUACGUUCGAGAUGGCAAUUCAGAACUUAUUUUCCGCGGCUAGAGUUGCUUAA